AUGUCAGUUUCACGCGACACUUGCUGGCACUCGUGCGUCCCUCGCGUAGCCUGACCUUCGAUAACGAUUCGCGAUCGAAACGUUAGCGGUCCUCUGUCAAAUUAUUUUCUACUCGAUCUAAUAUACGUUCGAACAAAAGUGUUUUUCAAAUAAAACAAUUAAAUAUCUCAAAUAGAUGAAAUUGGUGAGAAAAAAUCGUGGAAAAUUGGUGCACCGUCGAUGAUCCUAUUGAUAAUCAAUCGCGUUGCUCAGGAACAGCUUUAAGGAGAGCAUCGAACGAAUUUAUCCGUAUCGAAUCCUUAUCGCGAAUGGUCAUUAAUAUGCGAAGGCUCGGAGGAUCUGUCGAUCCUCGCUGCUCAUAGAGUUUUUCCAACUUGGUUACAUAUUGGAAAAAAAAAUUUUUAAAUCCUUCGUACCAACUGAAGUAUUUGUGAAACUUGGACUCUUCGGGCGGGUCAACGUCGGCAUCGGUCACCAUCGUCCGGGUGGGAGAAUCAUUGCGGAACUGAAAAACAAAGAAAAGAGAUCGCAAUCGCUGAGGAGGAACCUUGAGUUAUGACCGAAUCCAAUGGACUAAAAAACGACAAGCAGUCGGAAGUGCAGUGGCAGAAAAUAAGGACCGGUCACGAUGGAGAAGAACUGCAAGUUCAUGGUUUCGAAAAAAGCUGCAUCGGUGCUUUUUUAACGUACCUCUCGUUCGUGCUGACGGUGGGUUGGGUUCGAUUGUUCUUUCACUGGUAUCCUCAGCUCUAUUUAUAUGCAACGCACAAGCGAUGUCAGCUGGAUCGAGCCACCAAGUUGCUGAUAGUCGACGAUUAUCAGGGAAAAUACAAAUCGUACUACGUCAAAGAUGUGAAAACGGUGACGACGAGGAAGCUGAGGCCGAAGACGUUUGCGAGUACGUUGAGCACGAUAGAUGACGAGACGUUAAAAAACAUCGAAGGAAAAGAUCUCGGGAUAAGAUUAGAAAAUGGCACACUCCGGGAAGUGCCGGAGUAUCGUGCGUUUUGGUUCAAAAAACAAUGUUACAUUUGGGACGAUACGAAGAGCGAGUUUGCAAGAUUGGUAGGUCUCGAUAAGUUCGUCGCGUGCUCCGAUCUCCACCUUGAGAACGGUCAGGGUUUGAGCAAGGAUGAGCAAUUGCUCAGGCGUAUCGUUUAUGGAAACAACGAAAUAAUUGUGCCCGUUCAGAGCAUACUUAUUCUACUUCUUCUAGAAGUUCUCAAUCCAUUUUACAUAUUUCAAGUCUUCACCCUGGCGGUAUGGCUGGCCGAAGGUUAUUAUUAUUACACCGGUGCAAUCAUAUUGAUGUCGUUGUUCGGUAUAACCAGCUCGAUAAUGCAGACGCGACGGAACCAGAUAAACCUUCACGGAACCGUGGCGUCGACGGAAACGGUUCGGGUUCGUCGGAGUUGCGGAAAAUUCGAGAGUGUCUCGAGCGCCGAAUUAGUUCCGGGCGACGUCAUCGAGCUCCCUCGUUAUCAGGGGACCGUCAUUUGCGACGUGGUCUUGCUCACCGGCCACUGCAUACUCAACGAGUCCAUGCUCACCGGUGAAGCAGUUCCGGUUACGAAAACGCCGCUUACGCCGCGCCAAGUUCUCUACGAUCCGAAAGAGUGCUCUCAACACACUCUGUACAGUGGUACCUCCAUUAUUCAGACGAGAAUCCAGGGAGACGCUCCGGUUUUGGCCAGGGUUAUUCGCACAGGCUUGCAAACCAACAGAGGAGCUCUCGUAGCCGCGAUACUUUAUCCACCCCCGGCCGACUUCAAAUUCGAUCAGGACUCUUACAAAUUCAUUGGGAUACUCGCUUUCAUCUCGUUACUAGGAUUCAUCUAUACGGUCGUGACCAAAGCUUCGAGAGGAAUAACGGCGGGUGACAUUGCCAUUAAGGCCCUCGAUUUAAUCACCAUCGUAAUUCCACCGGCUCUUCCGGCUGCGAUGACUGUUGGAAAGUUAUACGCGCAGGCUCGACUGAAAAAGGCACAAAUAUAUUGUAUCAAUAGCCGUGUCAUAAACGUCUCCGGCAGCUUGAAUUGCGUCUGUUUCGACAAGACCGGAACUUUGACGGAGGAUGGCUUGGACAUGUGGGGCGUGGUCCCGAGCACCGCCGGGAGCUUCCUAAAUCCGGAAAAGGAUGUUCCAACCCUGAAGAAUCAUCCCCUCUUCGAGGGCAUGCUCGUCUGCCACAGUCUGACCAUCAUCAACGACGAGCUCUGCGGCGAUCCUCUGGACGUGAAGAUGUUCGAGAGCACGGGCUGGAUGCUGGAAGAACCGGAAAUCGGCGAUACGAGUAAAUACGAUCUGUCGACACCGACGAUCGUCAAACCACCCAAGAGCAAAAAUUUGACUGAAAAUAUGAACGAACUCGCCGAAAUUGGGAUCGUACAGCAGUACCAAUUCUCCAGCUCCCUUCAACGCAUGUCGGUAAUCGUUCGUGUCCUCGGAACCGAUCACUUCAGAGCAUAUACCAAAGGCUCCCCCGAAGUUAUUCUCAGCCUCAGCAAACCCGAAACCGUUCCUGACGACAUCAACUUUGCUCUGCGACGAUACACCGAGCAGGGCUAUCGCGUUAUCGCCAUCGGGAGAUCCAUUAUUAACAGGACACAUACCAAAAUUGAGAAAAUGCCACGAGAAAAGGUGGAAAAGGAUUUGGAAUUUCUCGGUCUGGUCGUACUGGAAAACAGGCUGAAAGAAGCGACGGUCGGAGUAAUCGAAGAGCUGAGAGAAGCCAAUAUUCACGUGGUCAUGAUAACGGGGGACAAUAUCCAGACGGCGGUGAGCGUAGCGAAGGAUUGCGGGAUUUUGUCUCACGACGAAACGGUGAUAAAUGUAACGGUUGUACCUGGGGAUCAGAGGACGGAAGCAAAAAUUUAUUUCAACGUCCAGGGGGGUCCGAUAAAGAGGACGGGGGGCAAAAAGAUGACGUCGUCCCUGGAAGCGUUGGAAAGAGGAAUCAAGUCCAGCGACUAUCGGUUUGCCCUGACCGGUCAAACGUGGCAGCUUCUUCGGGAGCAUUACGCCGACCUGGUGCCCCGUAUCUGCGUGAGGGGUGCAGUUUUCGCGAGAAUGACGAGCGAUCAGAAACAGCAGCUCGUGCUCGAACUCAUGCAGCUUGGAUAUUACGUCGCCAUGUGCGGAGACGGAGCCAACGACUGCGGGGCGUUGCGAGCCGCUCACGCGGGUGUCUCCCUGUCCGAAGCGGAAUCAAGCGUUGCAAGUCCGUUCACGUCGAGGAUCCCGGACAUAAGAUGCGUGCCGAAGGUGAUAAGGCAAGGUCGGGCCGCCCUCGUAACUUCCUUCGGAAUAUUCAAGUUCAUGGUGACAUAUUCCCUGACGGAAUUUCUCUCGGUCAUAAUUCUCUACUCGAUCGACUCGAAUCUGACGGAUCUUGAGUUCUUGUUCAUCGACAUAUGUCUCAUAGUGAAUUUCGCAUUUUUCUUCGGCAAGACAAAAGCGUACGAGGGCAAGUUGGCGAAGCAGCCACCGAUGACCAGUCUCCUGAGUUUCACGCCUUUGUUCUCCCUCGCGUUGCACAUGUUCGUUAUGACGGUGUUCCAGAGCACGGCUUAUUACGCGGUCCGAUCGUUCGCGUGGUUCGAACCGUUCGUACCGAGCUCAGCGACGAGCUACUCGUCCUACGAAAAUUAUUCCGUCUUUUGCGUCUCGCUCUUUCAAUACAUAACGACAGCGGUGAUAUUCUCGCGUGGAAAACCUUACAGAAAAGCAAUUUACACGAAUCGGGCGUACAUUCUUUCGAUAUUGAUCCUCGUCGGGAUUUGCGCUUACAUAACCAUUUAUCCGGCCCACUGGCUCAAAAGUGCGCUCCAGCUCGUCACCCCGCCGGAACUCGAUUGGCCGAUUCUCAUUAUUCUUCUCGCCUUCAUAAAUUUCCUCCUUUGUUUCGCCGUCGAAAUGGUGAUAAUAGAGUACGCGAUCGAACGACGGAUCAAGCCGAACCUCUACAGACCUGAAAAAUCAAAAAAAGCUUAUUUAAGGAUCGAGUAUGAUCUCGCGAACGAUUCUGAAUGGCCGAAAAUCGACAGGGACUUACCCAUCCUACCGGUAACACCGAGCGUUGAAAAUAUCCUCAAAAUUUGUACCGACGACGAUCGAGCCAAAGCCGAAAGUGCAAUCUCCGCUCAAAGACCAGCAUCCACUGAGCAAGCUGGAAUAAAAAACCUCGCUUUCGUCGACGAUGAAAAUCUCGCGAUCCUUCCUAUCAACGAGACGACGAGAUUCUAAUUAUUUUAUUUUUUUCUUUUCCGCGAUAGUUUUGCAUUCCCCGAGGGCGUUACCCGGAGUUUCGCUCUAUCGCUCCGCAGUUUCGAGCAUCAUCUUCCACGCGGACAUGCACGCGCUCCUAUUUUUCGUCCGGUCGCCUCCGAUUAUAAGUCAGCACUCGCGAGUCGUCGUCCAAAUCCUUGCCACCAUUUUUCUUUUAUUCGAGCGAGAGUUACGCGACCGCUCAUUCCUCUCGGUGGCUAUGAAUUUUUUUUAUUACUCGACUCUUUUCCUAUUAAUUUCUCUUCGUGCUUCGACUCCCCAUUAACACGAUUCAUGGCUUUUUCACAAAUCUUGAAACUAUUUCUUUUUCUGAUUAAUUGAUAAAAUGUUUACGAUUCUACGCAAAAUCGAGUGAUUUUUUCGUCUGACGUAACUUUUUAAAUGAAAAUGGUAAAACAAAAACUAGUAGGGAAUGAGAAAGGAGGGAAGUAAAAAAGCCCCGGGCAUUGGGCGUCAUUAGCGGGAUAAGAAUGAACUCGAGUCGAAGCACCGAGACGAACGCUCCGAGCUUCGAGAGAUUCAAUAUAAAAAAAUUCAAAACUCCAUGAUUUUUUUACUGCCCAUAAAAUUUGACAGCCUAAAAGACAUUUCCCAAAAACGUUAUAUGAAGAAGAUCGAGCAUUCCUCUUGGCACGUGUUGUGCCGGAGGCCUUCGAAUGUCAAAAAAUCCGAUGGAGAAAACGAGCUUUUAAAAAACUGCGCGCUCGAUCCGGGCGCCGUCCAAGCGUAUCUCUGUGAAAUCAAAAGAAGAUCGAAUAAUGAUUAACUUGGGGAUCCAAUGAUAAAACGUGUAUGAGCACAUUGUGAUUUGUAUUUAAGGAGGUUUUACUGUGUAAGGGUUUCGAUGAAGGAGCCAUAACGAAAGGAAUGAUGAACCGAUUGACAAACACGAUACGGUACGUCGACAUGGAAGAAACUAAAACGUGUAUGAAAGUCUUGCGCGCGGAGUCGAAGCGCCGAGUAUGCCAAAUCGAUUGACUCGUUGUCGUUUUAGCGAGGCUCGUUACGACGACUUUUCGUCGUCACAAAACCUACGAUGUUUAAGAUUUUAAAAAGUUUUCGAGAUGCUAUUCCUUCCGGGUAUUCCAUUUUAUUGGUGAAAAUAUUGUGAAGGUAGAAUUGAACAACGAUCGAUAAAACAUCGAAGUGAAUGUAUUAUUAAUGUAACGUUAUAAACGGGUCUCGAGCCUUUUAAUUUUUUAAUAAAAACAUUAAAUCACCGA
Venturia canescens is the source of this 5510-nucleotide messenger RNA. Its product is annotated as polyamine-transporting ATPase 13A3-like. The record is from RefSeq and is a predicted model, not a curated record. Gene Ontology annotation, biological process: polyamine transmembrane transport; intracellular calcium ion homeostasis. The transcript has 17 exons. Lineage: Eukaryota; Metazoa; Arthropoda; Insecta; Hymenoptera; Ichneumonidae. Bases 556 to 4245 code for a protein of 1229 amino acids. Gene Ontology annotation, cellular component: membrane. Gene Ontology annotation, molecular function: ATPase-coupled monoatomic cation transmembrane transporter activity; ATP binding; P-type transmembrane transporter activity.